AUGAACGAAAACCAGGAGUACCUCUUCGCGCAGCCCGGCAAGCACAGCAUCGGGGGGCGCUUCACGAGGCAUUGCGGCACGCACAAGCUCCCCACGAACGACGCGCUCGUGCACGGGAGCAGGUGCAUCCUGAUGGUGGAGCAGGGCUUCCUGGGGCUUGCCUCCGACAACGGCCAGCCCGUGCUGCUGCCGCCGGGCAUACGCGUCUGGACGUCCGAUGCAAGGAGCUACAAGAGGGCCACCUGUCUUGACCAGCACAUGGUGUCGCUCGGGCCCUAUACACUGAUCGCCGUGGACGAGGGCUACGCAGCGGUGGCACAGAACAACAGGAAGCGACACGUUUGUCCUGGCGGCGCCACACAUCUGUUAAUCCACAAGCUGUUUGAGAAGUUCUUGAGGUUGAAGAUACAAACAGAGGUUGAGGUUGAAGCAGAUCAAGGCCACCAGUGCAGAUAA
Molecule: messenger RNA, 456 nt
Organism: Prorocentrum cordatum
Lineage: Eukaryota; Dinophyceae; Prorocentrales; Prorocentraceae
Source: the annotation of a GenBank genome assembly